This is a messenger RNA of Seminavis robusta, 1635 nucleotides long. NCBI's taxonomy places the organism in Eukaryota, Bacillariophyta, Bacillariophyceae, Naviculales, Naviculaceae. The record is from the annotation of a GenBank genome assembly.
AUGGGUGUCGCCUGUUCAAAGCAUGAUGCCACGGCCCACGGAAGUAAUCCCCACCAACACCCGUACAACGACCAUCUCGGGGCAACGCAAGCCAACGGCGGUAGUUUGUCUAGCUGUAUGGGUUGUUCAGGGAUGGAUCCUGCCGUCGAUCCUCGAAUGGAUUCUUGUCGUGCGGAUGCGAUUGAUCCGGUCAUGUACGAUUUGUGUCGCAAGUCCUUGAACAUGACUCUGCAUGACGAGGAAACCAAAAAGAAGGAACGACAGGAAUCGGCACCACCAACGCCGUCGCAGUCGUCAGCGGCCGCCUCGUCGCAUUCAAGCAGCAAACAGAAACACCAUCGCCACCACCAGCAGCAACGGCAGCGUGUUGGACAAUACCACCUACUCUACAAGAAUCAAACCAAAGCUGCCGCUGCCGCGGCGACGUCCCCUACCACCCAUUCGCAAUCACAAGCCGCUGAUGCCGCCGAAAAUUCACUCGAUGACAUUAGUACCGUACCCACAAUCAGUCCUUACAGUACCCGUCUCAUUGUGCGUCGAAGACCCAUCGCUGCCGCAGAAGAAGGAACUCAUGGAACACACCUUUAUGCUAUUCGCUAUCCACCCGAUGAUGUUGCCCCCACAAACAAAAUUGGAUCUGGCACUCCUUCGGAACCCACGCGUCUCCAAGAACAGGCACCGUCCAAACAACGGGAGCGCAAAAAAAGAGGAAGCGACCCCGCUACGGAACCCAUUCCUGAACCACCUCGUCCCUCGCCCAAUUCUGGCGCGCCUCUGCCAACGGAAGGAUUGACCGAUUUCUUUCAACCAUCUCGCAUGAAGCAGUCCAAAACCUCUCGACAGACGACAGUCCAAGAAUGGGUUACUGUUUCAGAAGAGCAUUGUAUUUAUGUGGUGGACGUAGGCCUCACACCCGCUCAAUGUGACAAGAUUGUAGCCGUCACCGAGCAGGUUUGUCGAGGGCAAUAUGCAGCUUACACUUAUGCCAAACAAACUCUGGGGUGCCGCGAAUUCCCUGUCCUCGCUCAGGCUUGUGCGCCGCCGGUCCAAUCCGUCGUCCAGGCCAUUUUGGGAUUGCCGUCGUCAAAUGGAAAAGGACGGAAGGAUGGAUCUCCGCAACAAAACUUACAGCUGGACGAUCGAGAACCGCACUUGGUCAAGUACGACGUGACCAAAAAGGAACGACAAAAAUUGGACAUGCACACUGACAAGAGUGAAUGGACGUUUCUGAUUGCACUUUCGAAUGGAUGCGGGUUGGACUAUGACGGAGGCGGAACCUACUUUGAAUGUUUGAAUGCGACCAUUCAUGUCCAGCGAGGACACGCCCUGAUUUUCCCUGGAAAGCUGCGGCACUGUGGACAGCGAAUCACUCGGGGAUUGCGCUACUUGUUGGUGGGAUUCUUAGUGGACAAAGCUCACCUGGUGACGAGCAGCACAACCGCCGCUGCCGGGAGCAGCUCCGCAGGCACAUCGGCUAGUGGUGUCAUCAAGGGAGGAACCAGCGGCAAGGAUAACGAUACUGACGAGGAUAACAAGAAAAGCAACAAUAACGGCGGCAACUCGACCUCAGCCACCAUGCCAGUCUCCGCAAAAUCGUUGACUACUGGACUUCCCACGACCAUCGCCAAUGUCUAA